Dermatophagoides pteronyssinus (European house dust mite) is the source of this 3694-nucleotide messenger RNA. RefSeq lists its product as uncharacterized. Lineage: Eukaryota; Metazoa; Arthropoda; Arachnida; Sarcoptiformes; Pyroglyphidae. Gene Ontology annotation, biological process: chloride ion homeostasis; cell volume homeostasis; chloride transmembrane transport. Gene Ontology annotation, molecular function: potassium:chloride symporter activity. Gene Ontology annotation, cellular component: membrane. The record is from RefSeq and is a predicted model, not a curated record.
AUCUUGGUUGUUGUUUGUUGGCUGUUGAUAAUUGUUUGGUAGUUUGCCAAAAAUCACCAUAAAUCAAUCAAUUUUUCCAUAUGGCAACAGCAAGAAUCGAUCCAAAUCAAUAAAAAAAUGCCGAAAAAAAUAUCAAAAAUAAUAUCGAAUGCAAAAAAUCGUCUUAGUUCACGAACAACAACAACACAAAAAUCACCACAAUCAUCAUCGACGACAUCAACAAAAUUAUGGGGAACAACAUCAAAAUCAUCGACAACAAUAUCAUCAUCAUCAUCAAAAUCAGUUUCAAUUAGAACUGGUUCAUUACGAUCAACAUGCGAUUCGGAUCGUUUAUUAUCAUCAACAUAUGACCAUCAUGAUGAUGAAGAUACUGGACAAAGACAACAACCACCAUCAAGUGAUUCAAUAUCAUUAGGAAUGUCAAGAAACACUGCACAGGAUGAUUUUGAAUCACCGGAUCUCGAUCUAUCAUCAUCAAGAAUUCGUAGUAAAAAAUUUUCAAUAAAAUCAAAUGAUGAACAACAACAACAACAACAACAACGACAAAACGAUAGUGAUGAACGACAAACAUCGAUUAAUAACGAUAGUGAUGGAAAUAAUGUUCGUAAAUCAUUAUUAAAUCGAUUAUUUUCAUUUGGUCAACAACAACAAACAAAUCAACAACAACAACAAUCAAGUUCUUCAGGUUAUAAUGAGCUUUAUGAUGAUCAUGAAAAGCAAUCCGAAUUUUCUCGACAACAUUGGUGGCAAUCAGAAUUUCUACUGGGUACUGAAACACAUGGCCCAGUUUUGUUUGGAACAUGGAACGGUGUUUUCGUAACAACUGUUGUACAUUUAUUUGGUGUAUUAAGUUUUUUACGUUUAGGUUGGCUAGUUGGUAAUGAAGGUGUACCAUUAUCAAUAGCCAUUGUAUUUGUUUGCCUGCUAUUCAAUACAAUAUCAUUAUUGGCGGCGAUUGGUAUUAUGGAACGUUGUGCAGCUGUACAGGCUGCACAAAAUGCCGGUCAUUUAACACCAUUUAAUCCUUUGACCAAUAAUGAUGGACAACAACAACAACAACGUUAUUUUGAUCCAGAAUAUACCCGGCAAACAGUUUCAGCACGUGCAAACAUACAUAUUUUAAUUGCAACUGUACUUGGUUCACGUAUUGGUGGUGCUAUAUCAUUAAUAUAUUUAAUUGGACAAUCAGUAUCAUGUGCAUUACAUGUUACAGGUUUUAGUGAAUCUUUUAUACAAUUAUUGGCUAUUUUUAUACGAAGACAAUUAUUAUCAUCAACAUCGAUAACAUCAUCAACGACUAAUGAUGAUAACAAUCAAUCAUUAUCAUCGAUAGUAUCGAAUAUAUCGAUUGUUGAUGAACAACAUCAACAAUCAUCAUUUGUACGCACAUUAGCUAAAUUAUUAUGUAUUGAUAUUAUUGAACAACAACAAAAACAUUUUGAUGUAACAAAACAAUCGACUAUUUCAACACCAUCAUCAUCAUCAAUAUUAAUUGAAACAUCAAAUAAUAUUCAAUUAAUAUUAAAUCCAGAAUCAUUUCAAAUUAUAUCAAUAUUAUUGAUUCUGAUUCUAUUCAUAAUUAAUAUUGUUGGUGUUCGUUGGCUAUUUCGAUUGCAAACAUUAUUAUUUUUAGCAUUAGUUGCUGCUGUUGGUGAUUUUUCUACCGGUAUUUUUCAUGAACAUGAUGAUUAUGGAUAUGGCCCGAUAAAAGCAAGUGAAAAAAAUUUCCUAGAAAAUUUAUCACCAAAUUUAUGGUCAAAAACAACAUUAUGGUUACAAUGGAGACAAUUAUUUGAAACUAUAGGAAUAUUUUUCCCUGCUACAAUUGGUGUUAUGGCUGGUGUUAAUAUGGGUUCGGAUUUGGAACGACCAACAAAAUCAAUACCAUCUGGUUCAUUAAUGGCAAUCAUAUCAAGUUUUGCCAUACAUAUUCUAUUUAUAUUUGGUUUAUCAUUAACAUGUGAACGUUUAGCAUUAUUAAAUGAUUUAUCAAUUGGCCAACAUAUAUCAGCUAUUGGCGUAUUUUAUGCAUUUGGUCUUUAUAUGUCAACAAUAUCAUCUGCGCUUGGUUCAAUGUAUACUGCACCAAGAAUAAUGCAAAAUUUAGCACAAGAAUUACAUUCAGUACCUAUUGUAAGAUGUUUUGCAAAGGGUAAUGGUCCAAAUAAUAUUCCAAUCAAUGCAUUAAUAUUAUUUGUAUUGAUUACAAUUGGUUUUAUUAUGAUUGGUGGUAUAAAUAUUCUGGCACCAAUUGUAACAAUACCAUAUUUAUUAACAUAUGCUGCAAUUGAAUAUGCAUAUUUUUCAAUGGCAAUGACAUUUGAUAUACAAAUACAAAGAGAAAAACGUUUUAUGCAAAUUUCAUCACAAUUAAAAACUUCGGAUUCUGAUACAAUGAUGGCUGAUGAUUUAAUUGAUCAUCAACAAAAACAACAACAAUCAUCAUCAAUGGAAAUUAACAUUGUUGAACAAUCGAAAAUAGGUGGCGCUGGUAGUGGACAAUUGCCAUCGUCAGCAUCAACAACGAUUAAACGUAACCAUCAUCAACCAUCUGAAGAUACAAUAUCAUUAACAACAUCGCUUUCAGGUUUCGGUGGUGGUGAUCAACCAUCAUCAUUACCACCACCAUUAUCACCAUCAUCUUCAUCAUUACAACAACAACAACAACAUUUAGCUGGUUAUGGUUCAAUACAAAGUAUAACGCAGCAUAUAAAAAUAAAACGACGACAAAGUACACAAAGUAGUGAUAGUGAUAUAAAUGAUGAUCCAAAUGGAUCGAUUAUCAAAUCAAACAAACAACAACAACAACAACCAAAAUCAACAACAACAAAAUCGACUAUUUCGACUGCUGCUACUGGAACCAAAGAAUCAAUGAUGAAAGAAAAAACCAAAACUAAAAAACCGAAAACAAUUCGUCAAUUAAUGGCUGCUGUUAGUAAUUCAGAUGAUGAAGAUGAUGAUGAUGAUGGCCAAGAUGAUGAUUCGGUUAUAGUUGAUUCUGGUGUUUCAACAACAACCAUCAAAAAUCAACGAUCAUUAAUAACAAAUAUUAAUGAAACGAUAAAUAUGGUUAAUAAUCAAGAUGGUGAUAAUGAAGAUGGUGAAGAUGGUCAACUGCAACGUCAAAAUGAUCAAUUUGAAUGUUUAUUAAUGCCAGAUCCAGAAUUAACAGAAAUUGCUUGUAAACAAGAAAUAUGGUAUCUACGUUUGAUGAAUCGUUGGAUUGUAUUGAUUGCAGCAAUAAUAAAAUUAUUAUUAAUGUUUAUAAUUGCAUGGCAUUAUGCAAUCAUUACAAUGAUAAUGUUUUCAUUAUUUAUUUGGAUUAUUGGUCAUACAAAUCCUGGGUUUUAUCCCGGUGUCUCGGAAUUUUCAUUUUACAAAUGGAUACGUUCGAUUUUUUUCCGUAUUAAAUCAUGGAAACCAUGUUCGAGCUAUAAAAACAUUUUGAAUAAUAAUUUAACGAACGAUCCAACUAAUGAAUCAAAUCUAAUUGCAUCAUAUUCAUAUGAUCGUAUUGUUUUACCCGAAACAGUUAUGCCUAAUUUUCAUUAUGAUACUGAUCAAUUAACUAAAAAUAAUAAUGAUUAUUCGGAUCGACCACAAUGUCAUUUUACAACAACAAUUAAUCCACAAUUAAAUUGAAUUACAAUUUGGGGAGGGAGAAAAAUGGAUAAUCUUCAUUCAUCAAAUCAGA